Molecule: messenger RNA, 3070 nt
Organism: Thunnus maccoyii (southern bluefin tuna)
Lineage: Eukaryota; Metazoa; Chordata; Actinopteri; Scombriformes; Scombridae
Product: GTPase IMAP family member 8-like
Exons: 4
Coding region: 248-2239 (663 amino acids)
Molecular function (GO): GTP binding
Source: RefSeq, a predicted model, not a curated record
CUGGGUGUGGUUUGUUGCAUGAAGUUACACAACGAGGCAGAAUGGUAGAUAGAUUCUGAAAUUUGCUUUCACUUCCGCAACAAAUCUACUCUUCUCUCUCUGAAACAAAAAUGAGCAGCAACACAUUAAAACAAGUUUGGAGGAGGACUUCAGAUGAAGAGGGACCACUUGUUUCCUGUGGCUGUUGGAGAGGAACUGACGCCUGCUGAUACAAAACCUCCUGGACAGCUUUUGCAGGGGGCCCAUAAUGACGAAACAUAAAGAGGAGCUCUUUAAAAUUCUGGCAAAAUUAAAAGAAGAUGAAUUUAAGGAUUUCAAGUGGUUCCUGGAGCAGGAUGGCAACCUGGAGGGCUUUUCAGGCAUCCCAGUGGCUCAACUGGAGAAUGCAGCAAAGACACGCACAGUUGAUCUAAUGGUACAGAAAUAUCAGGAGCCUGGAGCUCUGCUGCUGACCAAGAAGGUUUUAGAAAAGAUCAACAGGAAUGAUCUGGUGCAGCAUUUACAAAACACCUGCUCAGGACCAAAAGCCUUUGGGUCUACACCUCCAACAAAUUGCAACAAUAAUGAACUGAUCAGGAUUGUGAUGGUGGGGAAGACUGGAGUUGGGAAGAGCGCCACAGGAAACACCAUUCUGGGAAAACAGUGCUUUAAAUCACAUUUAUCUCCUGCAUCUUUGACAGAACACUGUAAAAAGGCUUCUGGUGAGGUGGAUGGACAAAAGGUUGCUGUUAUUGAUACUCCGGGCCUGUUUGACACCAUACAGACUGAAGAGGGAACAAAUAGAUAUAUUGCCGAGAGUAUUUCUUAUGCUUCACCUGGACCUCAUAUCUUCCUGGUUGUCAUCAAACUGGGCAGAUUCACAGAGGAGGAAAAACAUACAAUAGAGAAGAUUCAGGAAAUCUUUGGUGAGGAAGCCAACAAAUACAGCAUGAUUCUCUUUACCCAUGGUGAUCUGCUCAAAGGGAAAGCUGUUGAGGAGUUCUUGAGGGAAAGUGAAGAUCUGCAGGAACUUGUGGCUAAAUGUAACAAUCAGUACCACGUGUUCAAUAAUGAGGUGGAGGAUCGUUCUCAGGUCAAGGAGCUGCUCAAUAAGAUAAGAAAUAUAAAUGUGCAGAAUGGAGGAAGCUACUACACCACCGAAAUGUUCCAAAAGGCAGAGAGAGCGAUAGAAGAGGAGAAACUACGAAUCCUGAAAGAGGAAGAAGAGCAGAACCGCAAAGAGCAGGAGAAACUGAAGAGGGAACUAGAGGAAGAAUAUCAGCAAAAGCUCAGACAAGUUUUUUCAGUCGUCAGGUCUACACCUCGCACCACCUACAACAAUAAUGAGCUGAUCAGGAUUGUGUUGGUGGGGAAGACUGGGGCUGGGAAGAGCGCCACAGGAAACAGCAUUCUGGGUCAAAAGUGCUUUGAAUCAGAAUUCUCUGCUGAAUCUUUGACAGAAUGCUGUGAAAAGGUUUAUGGUGAGGUGGAUGGACAAAAGGUUGCUGUUAUUGACACUCCGGGUCUGUUUGACACCAGGAACAAUAAAGAGAAGACAGUUGAAGAUCUUGCCCAGAGCAUUUCUUAUGCUUCACCUGGACCUCAUAUCUUCCUGGUUGUCAUCAAACUGGGCAUAUACACAGACGAAGAAAAGCAGACGGUGCAGAAGAUCCGGAAAAUCUUUGGUAAGGAAGCCGACAAAUACAGCAUGGUUCUCUUUACCCAUGGUGACCUGCUCAAAGGGAAAACUAUUGAGGAGUUCUUGAAGGACAGCAAAGAUCUGAGGGAACUUGUGACCAAAUAUAACGGCUGGUACCACGUGUUCAAUAAUGAGGUGAAAGAUCAUUCUCAGGUCAGCAAGCUGCUAGAUAAGAUAAGAAACAUAAAUGUGCAGAAUGGAGGAAGCUACUACACCAACAAAAUGUUCCAAAAGGCAGAGAGAGCGAUAGAAGAGGAGAAACAACGAAUUCUUAAAGAGAGAGAAGAGCAAAACUGCAAAGAGCAGGAGACACUGAGGAAGGAAAUAGAGGAAAAGUUUCAGCAACAGCUCAGAGAGGUGAAGGGUGACAUUGAGAAGCAGAAUAAAUUAAUGGAAGAACGUGAAAUAGAAAUCAAAAAGAAAAUGAAAAAACUGAAGGAAAAGCAAGAACUUCAAGCUAGAAAGAUAGCAGAGGACAGCAGCGGGAUCAUCCAAAUGCUAGUUUCAAGUUUUCCACUGCUCCUUUCAUUUUCCUUGCCAUUUUUCUUUUGGAAAAGAUAACAAUACAAACACGAGUAGCAUGAACACCAAAGCAAAAAAUCUGUUUCUCCCGUGCAUGCCAACCCACAUUCAGUGUAAAAUUAAAUGAAUUAUAUAACUAAUAACUAAACAAUUUGUCUUUAUAUGAAUAAAUAAUGAAGAUCCGUUCCAAGUAUGACAAUUAAAAGUUUGACACCUAGAGGCUAUUUGAAACUAGGAUAGAUGAAGACAACAAUUAAAGAUAUUGCUCAGUGCAUUUCUUAUGCUUCUCCUGGACCCCAUACCUUCCUGGUAGUACAGCCAGUAAUAUGUGUUCAUUAAUGACUUUAAGGAUCAUUCUCAGGUCAAACAGCUGUUCAAGAAGAUCAGAAUGGAGCCACCACACCACUAAAAUGUUCCAAAGAGCAGAGAGAGCAAUCAAAGAGAAGAAACAACAACAAUAAACAUGAGAAAAAAACUGAAGGAACACCAAGAAUUUCAAGCUAAAGGCCAAGAAGAGAAAUUGAAUAAUCCAACAAAGACUUUCUGAUCCUGGACUGAAAAAGCUUUAAUUCACUGCUGUGACUUCUUGUAAAUCUUCACAUUCACUUUUUUCAUUUUCUUGUUUGGUCUGAUUUAUAAGUUCAGAAGUUGGAUGUUAAUCAAUAUUCUAUUGUUGGGCGUAUUUUGUAACAAUAGCAGAUAAUUCAUGGUUGAUAAUUAUUGUUUUAUUACUGGAUGUAUUUCUGCAAUAUUAGACCAUAUGUGUUAUUAAUCACACAAGAUGAUCAAUAAUUGUUCAGCAGUGCCACAGAUGGUCAAGAAGAUGUCGAUAAAUUCUUCCUUAAAAAAAUAAAUGACUAUUUUGUUUCU